AUGUCCUCUAAUGCACAAACUGGGGCCUUAACGGACUCGUCCGGCACCCUGUCUGGAAGCCAAUUGACGAAGCAGCUCCAACAGAAGAUGACCGGAUUGAAGGAGACAACAGGACCUGAGACUCCAGCUGCAAGUCGGUCCCCAACGAAAGCCCGCUCUCUUUCCGAGGCACCUUCAAGAACCCCCUCCUCCGUCUCACCGAACCCUUCGAGCAUCCAACGAACUAAAGAUGAUAUAGCGGUUACCGCAGCUCCUGCAACACCCCACAGACCCGAUCGCCUUACACAUGGACUAUCACUGCAAAUGCCCUCGAGAAUGUUUGGUAGCCCUAUCGCAGCAGGGAAUCGAGUCCCUCUCUCCCCGAAGCUGGAUUCUUCGCACAUAUAUGGCUCACCCGCCUCAGUAUUACCGCGGCGAUCCAGGGGAUUGGACUUUUCACGCGCAUGCACGAAUUUACAUCAUUCUACCUUGGCUGAAUCGUCGCCAGACUCCUCCCCGGUCGUUCUUGGUCGUGGAGUAGCUAUACCCAAUCGCCGGAGUAAUACCAACUCGGCGGGAAUGGGUUCUCCGGGCAUGCCCGGGGGCAGCACCUGGCAAUCCAUUGGUAACAGUGAUCGAGCUGUGAUAUCCAGCUCCGUGAGCAGUGUCAACAUGUUCGAAUCCGAUACCACUAGUAGUAGCGACGGGGAUGAGGACGACUCCAUGCAUAUAAUCGAUAGGGAAGAUCCGAUCCUAAUGACCCCACAUCUUGCUCGACCGGGAAAUGCGUUCUCGACACCAUUUUCUCCAAGCACAGCUCAAAGCCCCGGCGGUGAUUGGAUGAGUGGGCUUUCUGCUGCUAAAGCCAGCCUCAUGAGUUUUCAACGUGCCCGACUGCGUGGUGCUAGGAGUAGACACAGCUCAAGUAGCACCAGCGGUAAUAGCUCGAAGCCCAGCCCUGGACCCAUAUCACCACCCGUUUUUAAAAGUAUCGAGAGCGCCGCCACUGGCUAUUUCCCCAGAGAAAUGUCCAUGAGCGAAGUCAAAUCACGGCGGGAAAGCCUAAGUCUAGGCACGAGUGACCUACAUUUGUCAGACAUGAGCGAUGAUGACAAUCGACUAGCUCGGUUUGGUAGCCCGUCCAGCAGCGCUCCCUUACCGGGGACAACAAAUAUCGAAAGCGGGCCUCACGGUGUAAUUCGACGUCCUGUAACGAGGAGAGGAAAUUUACUGCCUAAAACGAAGAACUUCGCCCGGAUCCGGGCGGCACUGCUUGAAGAAGUAGCCCCGAUUGAUUUCGAGUGUCAGCGGGAGGCUGAAGUCAUUCGGCAGGUUCGCGAGAGCGAAGGCGGUGAAUUACCCCCGCUCUCACCUUCCUUAACAUCCCCUCUAGACUCGUCGGAUUCCAUUAAUCCGAAUGAUGCAAGGGACAUUGUCACCACCGGGCUCACGGGAGAAGGGUCGUCAUCAAGCAUUUUCACCAGCCAUCCAUCCAGUGGUAUAGGCCGUUUAAGUGCCUUUAAUAACCGAUAUCAAACUCCACCUCCGCCGACAACCCAACCCACUGGCCCCUUCACUUCCACCUCUACCUCCGAUACAACGAUGCAAACACCCCCAUCUGCAUCCCCGGGCGUCUUGGCAAACCAACACACCAGUAACAACGCCCCGCAACCUUCCGCCGCUGCCGGCCCUUCGCGCAUCGAAGCGGAAGCGUCCCGCACAAACAAAAAACGUAGACACGAUGAGAUGAUUGAUAUGAACGCGUUCAAGCGGCGGGCAGUUUCGCCAGGGAUGUAUGUGCAGAAUUGCCCCGUCACGGCCUCUCAGCCUUCCUCAUCGGGAUCUUCUGCUUCGUAUUUGAGCAAGAAACUUAGCAAGGAACUUAGCAGUCGAGCAGAAGGUGACGCUCAGACGCAGCUGCAGUCGAAAAAUCCCCUUACUUCGACAUCGACACCGACAACUGGAAAGACUGGGAGGGUGACGGAGGGUAGUACUAUGAAGAGGGUUGGGAUGCAGGGGAUGAAAGAGACAAAUGACGGGUUGAUGAAUAUGAGUAUUGAUUGAUCUGCGGUCUCCAGGUGUUGAGAUUCUAUUCUUCUGUGUCGUUACGAUUCUCUUUUCAUCUCAUUUUCUUUUAUUUACUUCAUAUGCGUAUUUAGCGGAGGCGCUCUCGGGAUAUUUUUUUUUCCUUGUGGCCUACUUUCUAUUAUGUAGCAUUCUUGUUGUUCAACAUAUUUAGCUUCUGGGUUU
This is a messenger RNA of Histoplasma capsulatum G186AR, 2229 nucleotides long. RefSeq lists its product as uncharacterized. Gene Ontology annotation, cellular component: site of double-strand break. The transcript has 2 exons. The record is from RefSeq and is a predicted model, not a curated record. Bases 1 to 2043 code for a protein of 680 amino acids. NCBI's taxonomy places the organism in Eukaryota, Fungi, Ascomycota, Eurotiomycetes, Onygenales, Ajellomycetaceae.